Messenger RNA from Colletotrichum gloeosporioides, 2799 nucleotides. RefSeq lists its product as uncharacterized. NCBI's taxonomy places the organism in Eukaryota, Fungi, Ascomycota, Sordariomycetes, Glomerellales, Glomerellaceae. The record is from RefSeq and is a predicted model, not a curated record. Bases 1 to 2799 code for a protein of 932 amino acids. The transcript has 4 exons. Gene Ontology annotation, cellular component: nucleus.
AUGAUACUGUCCAGUUUUCUGGUACAUGUAUCAGAGUCUUCGACCACCUCUUUGGGCGACGACACUCCCCGAGGAGGUCUCUCGUCCACCAUCAAAACUAGCCCCAAGUCCACAAUUGGAGACGAAACUCACACCACAUCAACCAAGAAUGCCAGCAGCAGCCACACCACCAAGAGGGAUAGACCAGGUUCUUCCACCGCUGGAAAGGAUGUUGAUGAAUCGUCUACCACUAGAAGAGAAGAUGCCUCUUCUUCGACUGAAAGGAACAACGACGGCUCCUCUACAGUUGAGGAGGAUGGGAGAAACGAAUCUACCAGCAAGCAAAGAGACAGCAGCUCGUCAACUGAUAGAAAGAAUGACGAUGAGUCCUCAACAACCGCAAACAAGGACAAUCAGUCUUCCACUUCUCCUUCGUCUGGGAGCAAUCAGGUCUCUAGCACAUCUUCGCCCGCCCGAUCAACAACAGCUCAGCCAGUUAGCAGCGCGACAAGCUUUGUCAGCUCCACGACUUCCACCAGCUCAGACAAGUCCUACACCGUGUUCUUCGUGACCGCUACGACAACGCAGCAGCCAGGCGUGGACUCAACAACCAAAGUUACGUGGACUUCCUCAGAAGUUACCACCUCCUCUUCCGACGGUGGCGUCAUCUUUCCUUGGAUCAUACCCGUCUGGGGCUGCAUAGGACCGAUUUGCCAUCCUCAAUGUCUCAUUCCGUUUCUCGGUUGCAACAUGCCUCAGCUCAAGCUUCCAGGCCCCAUGGGAUUCUCGUGGGCCACGCCACCGCCUAUACCUCCCAAGGAGCCACGGAAGGGUGAUCCAAGUGAUCCGGAUGACCCGAAGCCUUCGGAGACCCCCACAACCACCUCUUCGGAGUCGUCUUGCACAGCCUCUACCACAUUAUACCCCAAAUGCGGCCAAAGCUGUGUCGCUAGACCAGUCACUACUAUCGACAAGUCUACGAGCUUCAGCACGUCAUGUUUCACGGCCACUUGUCACCCAACGGUCGUCUGCAGUAAAACGGUCGAAACCACAACCACUACAACAAUCUCUACAGCUAGUGCCACACCCUCUGAAUUCUUCUGCAGCCCAGAGUCCAACUGCGGGGAUUGUGGGCUUUCGUCUAAUGAGACGCAGUCCGGUCUAUCAAAGAGAGUAAUCAACUAUGUCGAUUGGAACCCUCCCGAUGACGAUGAACUACUUAACCACCCUGAUGGAAUCUGGGUUGAAGAUGUCAAAAAAGAUGCAAUGGGCAACGAUAUCCCCAUAAACGACAGACCGUAUGUGACAACCUGGCCCGCCGGUGAAGCCGCCUGGCGCUUGCGGAUGUUCCGCCAGAUUAAGAACUACUGCGACGGGGCGGAGGAGCAAUACCACAGAUAUACCGACACUGACGGUAAAACCUCGCAAGUGGCGCCGUACGGAGUGUCCACGAUGCGAGUCAGUGAAUGGGCUGACAGAGGAAUCGUCGGUGGGAGCGGUCCACUAUGGGGCUGCAGUAUCCUGAUGAUUAUCACCAAACGAGGGAUAUACCUGAGUCACAACUGGGAGGUCCCAAACUUCGCAAACCCCUACAAUUACCCAGGAGUCGACCUCAAUGAAGAAUUCCACAAAGGCGUGGAGAUGUUUUUGAAAGAGGGAGACGCACACCAUAGGGGUGUUGACCAGCUGAAGGAGCAGACGCAUAUUUUCGACAACAUGCAAGAAGACACACUACAAAUCAUCAUCUUCACUCCCCAGGCUGGUUUCAUAUCUCCAAUGCGUGAGGAUCCUGUCAGAGAUGCCUUGGUGAGGCACCCGGCUGCAGUCGAACGAUGGAAAAACUUCAUCGUUGGCCUCGGAUUUCCUCGUGAUAAGAUUAUGGUCCAGGCUUACGUUAAAGGUCCUUUAUACUGGCCAGGUAUGCCUAGGCCCUUGCAGGAAGGACAAAGAGCCAUGGAUUAUUGGCAACCGGAGUCUUCUGCGGGUCUUGCCUUCUUUCAAUAUCAUCCGGCGCACAAGGUUGAUGGGGUUAACCGAGGGCCUACCAUCAAAGUGUUCUGGGAAUAUUACGACAAGAUAAUUUUUGAGUCGUCUUGGUGUUAUCGAGAAGAUCGGACGGUUGCGGCUCGCGACGACGGAGUUGGCUCCUGCCCAGUUCCUCAGGCUGCAGGUAGUGGACCAUCUGCAUCAGGUGAUGGAGGAUCUACCUCAGCAUCCGCAUCCAAGGGCAGAUCUAAUGCCUCGGGGAAGACCUCCUCAAGUAUUACUUUUACCAGUUCCCAGUCGUCGAAGGGGCCAGGGUCUACUUCCUCCGGCAACACGGCAGUCCCCACGAGCAAAUCAUCUGCCACUAAACCUCCAGGACCAAGCUCCACCACACCAUUAUCAAGUCCUCCAUCUCCAAGCAAACCCCCGCCACUGAAACGAACUGUCCAUAUCAGCCAAGAAAUCCGGGGCAAUGUACACAAGAAGGACGACGUACACAUGGCGAACAUCACAAUCUCCGAGACCAAGGAUGGCGACAAGACCGUUUUGGAGAGUGAGCAGCACAGCGACGGUGGCAAAUUCAGAUCUCUACCAAGUGCGCAAAUGUUGACGGAUAAGCAAGGCAACGAGCUGAGAAUCGAUUUCAAAAUAGAAGAACACCAUAAUAUCACGUUGUGGGCGAAUAGUAAUGGCAAGCCGGAAUUCUGGAGCAUUGAGAAUCUCGAGAAGGACGAGAACAAUCCAAUGAAACCAUGGUGCGAAGUGAAUAGCACCGUCCCGAACAAAUCUGCCGUUCUUAUUUUAAGAGAGAUUGAAUGCUUUUACUAUGUGUGA